Molecule: messenger RNA, 1550 nt
Organism: Dothidotthia symphoricarpi CBS 119687
Lineage: Eukaryota; Fungi; Ascomycota; Dothideomycetes; Pleosporales; Dothidotthiaceae
Product: RTA1-domain-containing protein
Exons: 2
Coding region: 141-1112 (323 amino acids)
Cellular component (GO): fungal-type vacuole; plasma membrane
Source: RefSeq, a predicted model, not a curated record
GAUUUGUCCAGCGCAUUCUCGAUAUUGCCUGCUUUCUGGCUUGAUCAUUUAGGGUGUAGGAUUCACCAUUCUCUCUUCUACACACACCAUCCGCGUCGGUUCCCUUCUUUCAGUACCUUAUCAUAGUAGCAUUUCUACCUAUGAUGCGCCUCUCGUCCGCUACAGUACUGGCAUGCGCCCUCGCCCUUCUUACUCCUCUCGUCGAAGCUGCGACAGCUAGACCAAAAGGCGACUUUAGAGAGUGCAUAGAGAUCACUCCUAACUGCCCUCUGGAAGCGACGUUAUAUGGAUACUCCCCUAUUCUUAGCGUCAAUGCCUUCUUUGUCGCCAUCUUCGGUCUUUGUUUCGUCGCGUCCCUAGGAAUUGGAAUUCUCAACAGAACUUGGACCUACACCAUCGCCAUGGGGAUAGGGACUUUGUUCGAGGCAGCCGGAUAUGGCGGUCGCUUGAUGAUGGUCGACAACCCAUGGAGCGAGUCUGGGUUUCGCUUGCAAAUUGUGUGUCUCGUUCUUGGACCAUCCCUCAUCGCUGCAGCCAUAUACCUCACCCUCAAGCACUUUGUCCUGUACUGCGGGCCUCAAUACUCGCUCAUCAAAGCUCGUCUGUACCCAUGGGUCUUCAUUGGAUGUGACAUUGGUUCAAUUGCACUGCAAUCCAUCGGAGGUGGCCUGGCAGCUGCGGGAGGCAAAAACAAUUUCCGUCUCGUCAACGCCGGCAACAACAUGAUAGUGGCGGGUAUCGCGUUUCAGGUCGCUACCAUGGCGGUGUGUGGACUUUUGAUGGUUGUGUACAUUUUGCGAUACCGCAAAAGCGCUCGAAAGGAUACACUGGACGAGAAGAGCAGUUACCAAAUUCAAAAGGAGCAGGGCACCGUGGCAACGUGGAAAGUCAAGGUCUUUGGGAGCAUGGUGGUGUUGGCAUACACAACAGUCCUCAUUCGGUGCAUCUACCGCCUGCCCGAGAUGGCUGGCGGCUGGGGCAAUCCAUUAAUGCGCAACGAACAAGAAUUCCUCUUGCUCGACGGAAUGAUGAUCGCUAUUGCGUGUGUGGCGUUGACCGUUUUUCACCCUGCAUAUUACUUCCCUCCAUUUGCCACAUUCCGAAUGCGGUAAUUAUGGCGAGCAGAAAGUCCUAUCUCCAUACAAUAAUACCCUUGACCUUUCCUUUUUACUUUUCCAAAUCCUCUAGACGCACUUUUGAACACGAUUUACAUCUAUUGCGUAUGAUUGUCCUUUCGGUGCCGGCUCCUUCUGUUCCAGACGACUUCUGCGGAUGGGUGGUCAAUAUAAUUCAAUGACGAGUUUUCGAGGACAGACGUGGUAUAUCCAUGACCAUCAAUGUAUCAAUUUGUAAUUAAAAGCGUUUUGGCACGGGCACCACCAUCUAUUGGUACUAGAAUUCUCACAAACAGUAUAUACAAUUCACAGCAAGCUUAUGUUCUCCAUCCUCCUAGUCGGUACUACUUCAUUGCGUCAUUGACCAUCAUACACUUGAUGUUGUCAUUGGGGAAUCAGAAAAUGUAUGUUGCGAAUAUAGAAGACGACAGACGU